AUGCGGCACGGUCGAAGCAUCCUCGGAAAUUCCACAGCGCCCACUUUGGAGCCAGCAGACGGAAAAUCCGCGCAUACAAAGACUACAUCCUCACUAAGAGGAAAGAUGAUCCCCAACUCAUCGUGGAUUGUGCUUCUGAGUGGCAUUUUAUACUUUUUUCGUGAAUCUUCUUCAAGAAGGACUAGAGGCCAUGAAAAAGCAGAUAAAAGCAACCUCCAAAAAGCAGUUAUUGACGCGUACUGCUAUUUUGGAUCGAAGGACUGCAUUGAGAAGUUUAAAGAUCUUUUCGACAGAGAAGUAAUUCAGAAAUGUGAGAGCGGCCAAAAAGCAAGCAACUGCGUGAGCGUCGCCGCUCCCCUUCGAGCGAUGGUCUACUGCUAUGGUGUGAAAGAAGGCGGAGACGAUGCUUUCAACAAGGUUAAAGAGCUGUAUUAUGCAGAAACUGUCCAGUUAGAAAAGGACUACCUACUCCGAGGCUUAGGAUGCCACAAGGACAUUACAGCCUUGAAAGGGUAA
This is a messenger RNA of Ostertagia ostertagi, 516 nucleotides long. The record is from the annotation of a GenBank genome assembly. Lineage: Eukaryota; Metazoa; Nematoda; Chromadorea; Rhabditida; Trichostrongylidae.